This is a messenger RNA of Rhizoctonia solani, 378 nucleotides long. RefSeq names its product ribosomal protein S16. Gene Ontology annotation, biological process: mitochondrial translation. The record is from RefSeq and is a predicted model, not a curated record. The transcript is spliced from 2 exons. Gene Ontology annotation, cellular component: ribosome; mitochondrial small ribosomal subunit. Gene Ontology annotation, molecular function: structural constituent of ribosome. The coding region runs from base 1 to 378 and encodes 125 amino acids. Lineage: Eukaryota; Fungi; Basidiomycota; Agaricomycetes; Cantharellales; Ceratobasidiaceae.
AUGUCUGUCGUCCGUCUCAGGCUUGCAUGUCAUGGUCAACGCAACAGACCAUUUUACCAUAUUGUUGCGAUAAAUGUCCGAAAGGCGAGAGAUGCAAAACCUAUCGAGAAGCUUGGAGAGUAUGAUCCCAUACCUAAACCUUUGCCGGAAAACCCAAGUGUGACAGAAAAGCGUAUCACCUGGGAUGCAGAUAGGAUACAGUAUUGGCUCGGAGUAGGAGCUCAGCCGAGUCUAACAGUCGCUCGACUAUUAGAGAUGGCGAAUCUCAUACCAGAGGGAAAGCUGUUCAAAGGGACAUCAAAAUUUCGCGAGGUGCAUCUGGCCAGAGCAAUCAAAGCUUCAUCUGGGUCAACUUCUUCGCACUUGCCUGUAUCAUAA